Molecule: messenger RNA, 1871 nt
Organism: Onthophagus taurus
Lineage: Eukaryota; Metazoa; Arthropoda; Insecta; Coleoptera; Scarabaeidae
Product: E3 ubiquitin-protein ligase Godzilla
Source: RefSeq, a predicted model, not a curated record
UGACUAACUUCAAUUCUGUUUCAUUAUUUGCGAUGUUUAUUAAAAGGGUUAUUGUACAAUUUGCGAUUACGAUCAUUGUUUGAGGUCGUUUUUAAAGCCUGAAAACUUGUUUUGAACCAGCUUUAAACGAUCUCGAAGCAUAUUUUAGGCGUCUACCGCAACGUCACUCUCGAAAACUCAGGUUGUAGUCAUAAAUUUACAUCUGUUUUCAUUAAAAAGUUAUGUGAUUUAAUAAUUAGGAUAAAAUGUUAAAAAGUCAGAGCCCCAUAUUCGUGUUAUUCAUUGUUUAUUUAUCGAGCAGAGUGGUGUUUGGAGACAUAAUCGUUUAUGAUAUCGCCGAACAUGUUGCUUAUAACGUUCUUAAAGAUAUGCCAUCAACAUUUGGAGAAUCAAUACCUUUCGAUGGUCUGGAAGCGAUGUUAACGAUAGCAAAUCCGGUGGAUGCUUGUGAAGCAAUUGAGCCACCCCCAACAAUACACAAUUUUCGUGGAAAAUGGGUCGCUUUAAUAGCUCGCCACAAUUGUACAUACGAACGAAAAGUACGAAUGGCCCAAAACGCGAAAUUUCAUGGCGUAAUUGUACAUAACAUAGAUUCGGAUAAUUUGAUAGCAAUGACGGCCACCAAUACAACGGGUAUUUAUAUUCCCUCGGUUUUUAUUGGGGCUUACGACGCUAAUUAUUUAAAAGAAUUAAGUAGUAGACGCGAAUUUUAUAUUAUUAUUACACCAGAUGCUCCUUUUAAUAUCAAUACACAUUUGUUGUUGCCAUUUGCGAUUGUUGUUGGAAUACUUUUUAUUGUAAUGGUUAUAUUUAUGGUGGUAAAAUGUAUAAAAGAUCGUCGAAGAGCACGUCGACAUAGAUUACCAGCUUCCGCUUUAAAUAAAAUGGUAUUACACAAAUUCAUUAAAGGUGAUCCAUAUGAGACUUGUGCGAUUUGUUUGGAUGAUUUUAUUGAAGGGGAAAAGCUUCGAGUUCUACCCUGCGCUCAUGCCUAUCAUUCAAAAUGCAUUGAUCCAUGGCUAACAAAUAAUCGUAGAGUGUGUCCCAUUUGUAAACGAAAAGUGUUCGCACAAAACGAAGAACCAUGUUCUUCAGAUAGUGACACUGAUGAUGAUACAACUCCGUUAAUAAAUGCGUCAACGAAUCAAAAUCAAUCGACGACUGGUGGUGGAACGUUUACGGUUACAAAUGAAAUGGAACGAGCCCGAUUAUUAUUACGAGCACGAAUUUUGCAACAGAUGGCUGAAGAGCAAAACUUUUUUAUGUUUCCUAAUUCAACGAUUAUAAAUGGUGACAGUAGUUCAGAUUCUUCUGAUGCAGUUUCACACGCGUCUAGAACCGAUGACGUUUACGUUGAUACAAGGUCCCAAAAUACCUCAAAUGGUAAUAAUUCAGAUCAUGAUGUAGUUAUUUAAGUGAGUUUUAAUAAGUAAAAGAAUAGGGAAAAGUCUCGUUAUAUUUUUCUUUUUGUUAAUUUUUUUUAUGGUGCUAAAAAAAUACCAAAUAAAGGUUUUAUUAAAAAAAUAACUUUAAGCAAGAAUUAAAAAAAAAUAAUAAUAAAGAAAUCUCGUUUUUGUGUUUCUUUUCGUUAGGUUUUAGCAGUUAAAAAAAGUAUAUGGAGAAAAUCGAAGAUUUUUCUUUCUAUUCUAAUCCGAUUUGAUGAUUUUAUUUUGUAAUUAUAGUGAUAGUUAAGGUAAAAAGGAAACGAUUAUUGUUGAUGACGUUUUUAUUUGUGAUUUAACUUUUAAGAUAGCGCGCUUUAGGAACUAUAUUGAUUAAUUAAUCGAACAAAAAAUGUGUAGUAUUUUUACAGUUGACUAUAUAAAUGUAAAUAAGUAAAUAAAAAUGGUUUAUGCCAAUUCAUAAUUUAA